UCAUAAGUGGUGUGCGCGGGUCACUCUUGCCAACGCUCGCUUGAUCGUCUUCCAGCACCGCAGGAACAAACACCAAGGCCUAUAUAAUCUUGGUACAAAGGUGCCUUCAAACUCUCACGGCGCAUUUGGCUCCGUUAUCACCACCGCAAGUCUAUUACGAGUCCCCUCCCCCCCCCCCUACGUCUUAUCUAUCAGAAGUAAUUGUCGGGUGCCGGACGAACACAAGUCGAGUGGCGCCCGACCGCGGAAGAUCCACUUCUCACUCAGACAGGUGACAGACAAUGAAGUUGUUCUUGACAGUGUUGGUGGUCGCUUUCCACCAGGCGGCCGCUGCUAAUUUGUUCACUGCGUUCACUCGUAGCUUUGGGCCUCAGGAGGAGGUAACCUUCACCUCAGCCCGGGAGAACACAGAGUUCGAGGAGCGGGUGUACCCGGCCAAGAAGUGGGCGUGCACGGAGCAGGUGGGCGGCUACUCUGACGGAGACCAGAUCGAUGUCUUCCUCAGACUCUUCGCUUACAUCGGCGGAGAGAACGACAGACAGGAGAAACUGGUGAUGGGGAUACCAGUGUCCAUAGAGUACAAGGUCGAGGGCGGCCAGAAGGUCUACACCGCCUGCUUCUUCAUCCCCGAGGCUGCCCAGGACAACCCUCCCGCCCCCACCAACGCCCAGGUCGUCAUCACUCCCCGCCCGGAGAUGACUGUGUACACCAGAAAGUUCGGAGGAUACGCGACGGACGAGGCUACGUGGACGACAGAGGCAGAGGCCCUCACCGCCCUGGUGACCGCAGCUGGUAACCAGAUCAACCCCAACCUCAUCUACUGGAACGCCUACGACCCUCCUUUCAAGUUCUGGAACAGGAGAAACGAGGUGUGGUUGUUGAAAAUAUAGAGGAGUGUCCUCACAGCCCUGGCUCGACCACUCUCGCUUCAACCUUACCCCGUCUCAAGGGAGUUUUAGAGAAUAAAGAAAAGUAGCACUUAAGUUCAGCGUGAACUGUAGCAAUAUACCUAACCUUUUUACCUGUGAAUUUAUUAUCUAAGAUAUCAGGAUAAGACAUUUUUAAAGCGUUGACAGUAUGUACCAUUUUCCCUAGCCAGGUGUUAACUUUCUCUCUCCUAUUGACCUGGGAAAUUUUCUAGCGUCGCGUUGAUUGUUCUCUGCUAGCGUUUACGUCUCUCACAUGAACACUGUGAACCAGCCACAACCAUUAUACUUGAAAUCUAGACAUAAGAUGGUUAAGGACCAUAAAAGAUAGAGUUCAUGAGCAUAAUAAUAACAAUAAUUUAUUUGCAAGAAGGCACAUUGGGUUGGUGAGAUUACAUAAGAUUGGUAUUUGUAAAUUCUUGCAAAACCACUAAUACGCAUAGCGUGUUAGUGGCUUUGAAUCAUAAACUAUUAGGUUCAUUUAGGUACAAAACUCGGGUGCCUUGAUCACAAUACAAUAGAACAAGUCAUUGUGAUGUUACUAUCUGUGCCUUGAGACACCAUAAUCUUUAUUUAUCCUGAUCCUUUUCGACCGACGAUAAUUAAUAGAUGCAAUAUGGAUCAGUUUUAACAAUUGUUACGGUGCCUGGCAUGUCUUAAAAAAUAAUUGCAAUAACCCUUCAGAACUAAACUUUAUAAUAUUAUGUAUACCUUUUUAUACAGUAUCCGGGCUUGUGUAGCAGCCAUUUGUGUAAAGACGGGAGGGGUUGGAUGGAGCAGCUGAGGCCAGCAACCUGUCAAAGCCCAACAUGGGGCCAAGCCUCCACCCUGUGUUACUAGGGGAAGGGAAUGAUUGUGACGCUAGGCUGGUGCAGAUCUUCAUGUAAAUAACAAUAGGCAUCUCUUGUAAAUUCGUUUGAAUGUUACUUUUCGAAAAGGUGCAAAUUUUUUGAGGAAUUAUAAUGAUUUACGGUUCAUGUGUAUUAUA
Procambarus clarkii (red swamp crayfish) is the source of this 1914-nucleotide messenger RNA. Its product is annotated as heme-binding protein 1. NCBI's taxonomy places the organism in Eukaryota, Metazoa, Arthropoda, Malacostraca, Decapoda, Cambaridae. The record is from RefSeq and is a predicted model, not a curated record.